AUGUCUGAAAGGGCACGAAACGGCUCUGUGGACCGCGCCGUUGGAGCGCCUGAACGAGCUGUUGCGAUUGCUGUUGACGGGGAUGACAGCAGUGUCGACGAGCAUGUUCACUACUCUCAUCGCGCACCGUGGCUCAGAGCGUUUGUGUUGGGCGCAAACGAUGGCCUGGUGAGCGUUGCGGCUCUGAUGCUUGGUGUCGGAGGUGGAAGCGCUGAGCUGGCAACGAUGCGGUUGGCAGGUGCGCGCGACACGGAGGAGGCGGAUGUGGAGAAGGAGCGGCAGCAGCAGCUCAAGGGUCCUGCAGCUCGGGCCAGAGAGCUCGAGGAGUUGACGGAGAUCUACGUGAAGAGAGGUCUGAGUCGCGGUCUGGCUCGCGAAGUGGCGACAGAGCUGACGGAAAAGGACGUCAUCCGGGCCCACGCACGUGACGAGUUAGGAAUCGAUCUGGACGCGAUGGCGAACCCGCUUCAGGCCGCUGUGGUGUCGUCCAUCGCCUUCACAGCAGGUGCCAUGAUCCCCUUGCUAGCGGGCUCCUUCGCCACGCACCGCGUCACCCGGCUGGUGCUGGUUUCGGUGCUAUCCGUUGCGGGGCUGGCGAUCUUCGGGCUCACGGGUUCCUUGCUGGGCGGCGCCAAGCCGCUGGUGGGAGCGCUGAGGGUGGUGAUUGGCGGCUGCUUAGCCAUGGGUGUGACAUUCGGUAUCGGCAGGGUGCUGGGCGGCGGUGCGGCCAUGGCGCACAUAAUGCAGCAAAACAUAGCCAGGGAAGGCAUGAGAGAGAGGUCUGGAGUGCGACUGGAGGCAAUGAUGGCGGCCCCCCGAGGGCCCCUUGCUUUGGAAGAGUGA
Molecule: messenger RNA, 843 nt
Organism: Volvox carteri f. nagariensis
Lineage: Eukaryota; Viridiplantae; Chlorophyta; Chlorophyceae; Chlamydomonadales; Volvocaceae
Exons: 8
Coding region: 1-843 (280 amino acids)
Biological process (GO): intracellular manganese ion homeostasis
Cellular component (GO): membrane
Molecular function (GO): manganese ion transmembrane transporter activity; iron ion transmembrane transporter activity
Source: RefSeq, a predicted model, not a curated record